AACCUGAUAAUAGCAGCUAUGAUAAUGAUCUAAGAGGGUGUGUUAAUGUGCAUGGGAGAGUGAGUGUGUGUAUCCGUGUUUGUGUGUGUGUUCGUGUGACUGUGGUUGGAAAGGAGCACUCUGUGACAGUGAAGAACACAGACAGAAGAAGGAAACCAACUGAAUUGUCAGCUGAGACAAGUAACUUUGGCCACUCCAAUCUAGCUGACCAUGGGUACUGGCCAGAGCAAGGACAAGAUGCAUUGCACCCGCUACGUCGAUGGCAAGGGCCCUCUGUCAGUCGAGCAGCAAGUGGAGAAGGACCUUGAGGGACGGAAUGGAACUCAGAUUAUGGGGGACCAACCAGAAGGAGAGAUGACCCUACAACAUGAAAGGAGGAGUUUGCCUGGCUAUCCCAAAGACGACACUAUAAAGAUCAACUUUGCGUUUGCUGAUGGAAUACAAACAGAGAAUCAUCCCAGGCCAGGAGAGAAGUAUCAUGGACUGAAGACAGCGACCUUCUUACCUCAGAAUGUUAAGGGGGCCGCGGUGGUACGACUGCUGGAGAAAGCUUUUCAGCAGAAGCUGCUGUUUACAGUAGCAACUGACAGCACUGGGGAAGUGGCCGUGGUUCCCACAAACAUUCCAUUCAAGACCAGCGGUGAUGAGACAGGGCCAGAGAGCCUUCGCUAUCCAGAUCCAGACUACCUAACCAAAGUGGCCAAACUCUUGAAAGACAAGGGGAUCAAGUGAGAGCCUUCAGACAAAUGGCAACCCUAACCUUUAUACAGAGCACAGGGAGGGAGGGAACCAAGUGACGCCAUUUCAUCAAACAGUGCCCAUUAAACAAAGGACCUCAUCAUCUAGUGGAGUAGUCUAGAGGAGUAGUCUCAGAAACAACUAUCAGCCUGAGGUAUGCCAGGAUAUAAGUGUUCCUCUGUUGUAUCAAAAUAUGCAAUAUAAAUGCUGAUUAAUCCAUAUUAGAAAAGUGUUGCUACUUUGUAAAUACAUAUGUAAAUAUUGAACUAAUUGCUGAUUGUUUGUAUUUAUGAGAGAGAGAGAGAGAGAGAGAGAGAGAGAGAAAAUGAAUUUUGAUCCUGUAUGACUAUGUAGCCUGUAGAUUCUACAGGCUCUUUGGAUAUUGGUCUGCUUUAAAGCACACUAGGUUUUUAUAAAGCUAUUCAAUGUCCUCUAAGAUCAGGCCAGAUGCCAUUAGCUGAAAUGUAGUGAAUGAAUGUCUUUUACUCUGAUGUAAGUCUGUAAAAUGUGAAAUGUGUAAAAUGUCUACCAUGUACACAGGCCGUACCAAACACUGAAAUAAAGUCAGUCUCUGCAAAAGUCA
Molecule: messenger RNA, 1321 nt
Organism: Sardina pilchardus (European sardine)
Lineage: Eukaryota; Metazoa; Chordata; Actinopteri; Clupeiformes; Clupeidae
Gene: dtx3la
Product: deltex E3 ubiquitin ligase 3L a
Exons: 5
Coding region: 211-732 (173 amino acids)
Biological process (GO): protein ubiquitination; Notch signaling pathway
Cellular component (GO): nucleoplasm
Molecular function (GO): ubiquitin protein ligase activity
Source: RefSeq, a predicted model, not a curated record